Messenger RNA from Symbiodinium natans, 1935 nucleotides. The record is from the annotation of a GenBank genome assembly. Lineage: Eukaryota; Dinophyceae; Suessiales; Symbiodiniaceae.
AUGAAGCGUCGCCACAGGCACGUGGACGGUGCGGCCGAGGACAGCCCAGGCCGGCGUGUGCGCGCCUGUCUCGCCGUGCAGAGCGAGACAAGCGUCUGGCGCGCGCUCGGCAUGCUCCAGGGCAAACGCGGCCAUGGUGCGCGGCAGCCGAGCGGCGCCUUCAAGCGGCGCCUGGCUCGCGUGCGCGCGGCCUUCGUACCCUGCUACGAUGUUAUGUCUGCGCCAUCGUUGAGUGGGGAUGGAAUCCAGUUCGCCUUUGCCAACGUGCGGGAAGUCUUGCGAGUGCUCUUUCCCCGCGACCAAGCUUUGGCCAGCCUCGUGCGAGAGUCCGCUGCCAAGAAUGAGGCCUUGCAAGCAAUCUUGUGCCAAGACGAGACGACUGCAGGAAACGUUUUGGCGACGGAAGCACGCCAAAAGGUAAGCUUCCUGUAUCUGUCCUUCCGGCAGUACGGGCCUGCUUUAGGAAGCUGCAAAGCCUGGCUUCCUUUGACCUCGGUGGCACGUUGGCAAGUGGACCAAGCCGACGGGGGAAUGCCAGCUUUGACUGUCGCCUGGCUGCAAGAAUGGUCGCGACAGAAGCUGGAAGAGCCCUUCGACGUGGCCGGCUGCAUGACUAGAAUUGCUUUGAGCACCUUCUGCUGCGACUUCGAUGCCAUGCGCGCGGGCGAGCGCGACCCGACAUUCCGGACCAUCGCUGAAGGACGCAUGAGCAAAUUCGUGCCGCUGCGGCAGCCUGAAAUCGAGGACUACAUGGAUCGGUGCCUGGCCAAGCUGCCGCGCAUGACCCGCGCAAGCUUGGAACUCAGAGAAAGAUGCAUCGGCUUUCACAUCAACCCGCGCAACCUUUGGAAUAGCCCAGAGGGCAAGUCGCUACUGCAGCUCAACAGCUGCUGCAACGACUCUAUGCACUGCUACUUUGCCAACGGCAUAGGAAGUCAGGAGCUGCUGCUUUUCUGGAAGGCUGCACGCGACCGCAUGGGCAUCGACCUGGAGCAGCUGCAAGAGGCAGUGCUGGAGGCUGGCUGGAAGCGCUCCACACAACACAGGCGCGAGGGGCAAACAGCUUACUGGCUCAAGCGGCUCUUUCGGCCGAAGCUGUGGGAAGGCGUCUUGUACAAAGGUUCCGCAGGACAGACUCGGCUCCUGCUCUCUGUCCUGCGAUGGUUCGCUCGGCAGCUCUGGAGCAACGAGCCAGACUUAAGACCGCAGUACAAGUCCUUCAUGCUUCUUUGCCGAUGCGUAGACUGCCUCGCUUCCAUAGCACAGAGCCACAUGUUCGCGGAGCUUGCUCGCUUGCAAGAAGCCCACCACAAUCAGUUUGUGUUAACUUACGAAGACGCAGUGCGGCCGAAACAUCACCACAGGCUGCACCUGCCGUGGCAUUACCAGCGUCACGGGGUGGUGACAUGCUGGGCAACGGAAAGCAAGCACCGUGACUGCAAGAGCUUCCUGGCAAAGUGCACCCAACAAUUCUUGACCGGCCAUGAAGGAGGCAGGCAACACUCCUGUCGCCUACUGCCCAGGCUCCUCUCAAAGCACGUAGCAAGCAACGAGAACGAGCCACUGCUCCUGCGCGGCGAAUAUUCGCUACUGAAACCUGUGAAUCCGGAGAGCAUUUACAAGGACCUUGGCGUUUGCUGCUGCGAGGCUGCGAAGGAAUGUCGUGUGGACUUGCUUCGUUUGGUUGCUGGCGACGUGCUGCUGUGGGGUGUCGGAAGACAGCAGGCCGGCAUCUGCAAAUACUUCCUGAAGUUGGCAGACGGCAGCCUCUGGCUUGCUGUAGAAUCGCUGCAGCUCGUACAGAGAGACGAAAGUCAGCGAGUCUUCAAGCUGGUGCCUGACGCUGUGCUGCUGCACCGUUUCGCCGACUUGCACCUGCCCGCCUCACCGCAGUUGUGGACAGUGAAGAGAUCUGAGAUUAUCUGCAUGCUCUAA